Messenger RNA from Cylindrotheca closterium, 486 nucleotides. Lineage: Eukaryota; Bacillariophyta; Bacillariophyceae; Bacillariales; Bacillariaceae. The record is from the annotation of a GenBank genome assembly.
AUGUUGAUGUCAAUUAGCAAGGAAGACGGUCACUGGUACUGUUCCAAGGAAUGCGGCGGAAGCGACGUUCUGGCAACACACGACGUGGGAGUUCGACAAGUAGCAACACCAACAUCAACUACAACUACAACAGCAGCUACAGCUACUACAGGAAUUGAGGCAACGACAGCAACAAUGUCUUUGCAAGCAAAACCCGAAGCGGCUACUUUCGACGACAUUGUCAUAGAUCAGGUUGCGAUAAACCGGUUCACCAAGGCACGGGACAGGCUGACCAGACUUCGGUCUGUUGCUGGUGUUGUGAUCAAAGACAUUCCUGUUGACCUCUUGCGGAAAUUGGUGGGGGUAUCAAGACUGAAUCUCGGAUCGCCUACAGAAAUGAAGAAAGCAGACAUGAAGAAAGGAGAUUAUUGUGAAUUCAUUGCUACCAAAGUACAAGAAUAUCAAACUGCAAAAGCAAACAGAACGCUAGAAACAAUGUACGUAUGA